Messenger RNA from Dovyalis caffra, 2982 nucleotides. Lineage: Eukaryota; Viridiplantae; Streptophyta; Magnoliopsida; Malpighiales; Salicaceae. The record is from the annotation of a GenBank genome assembly.
AUGCAAUCUAGGAAGCAUGAAUUGGCACAGUCUCCAUCUGCAAAGAUACGUAAUCAACAUAGAACUGAAGUUGGACACGAGUCUCAUCCAGCUCCUCGCCGUAACGCAGUGGAUCGGUCUCCACGCGUACUGCAGCGAAGGAGUUUAAGCCCUCGUGGUAAAGCUGAGGGUACUAAAAGGGUAGUUCAUGUGGAGGGAAGGAGCAGUUCGACUGAAAGAAGGGACUAUGGUUGGCAUUUGGGUGCAGGUAGGACUGAAAAAGUCCUGUCUGGUUCCCCCCAAUUUGCACAAGAGCGUAAAAAGCCUCAUUUUGAUGAGGGGGUUGUGCAUAGAAAAUACAGGCAAGUGGAUGAUAUGAAUUAUGUUGAUGGUAAAACUAAUAGAUUGAAGCGAGGCUAUGGAUAUGAUCAUCCUGCUGCAUCUUCUAGAGUGACUAAAGAGAAGGAUUAUCGUGAAAACAGGGUCAUGGGCAUUGAUGGGCAUGGCAUGAUAGGGCAGAAGUCAGUGCCUAUGGAAGAUGGUAUGAUGAGAGGGUCAUAUCGGGUGCCUCCAGAUUUGGUUCCCAACUCAAAUUAUGGAGAUACUGGAGCACAUAUGCAGUCAAUGUCCCGGAGUAUGGAUAUUGGCCACUUUGAGGAUGAGGAACUUCGAUUUCGAGAGCCUAUACCAUCAGAUAAAAUUCCAGUCAGGGAAUUUUACGAAGAAGGGGAAAAACCUAUGUUUCAUUCAAGAAAUGUUCAGUACACCAGGAUGUCAGCUCCUCACUCUAAGGAUUUGGAUAGCACCCCUCGAUUUAGAGAUUUUGCAGGUUCGUCUUCUGGAUUCUCAAGGGGUGAGUUUCCAAGUUCUUAUAGGGAAGGCAUGCCCUUAGCUGCUUCAGAUGAAUAUCCAAGGAGCAGCAUGAAACUCACAGAACCUAUGGAUUUUAACACAUAUAGGGAAAGGUCAGUUAUGGACAUGAGAGACUAUGAGGCUGGUAAGAGAAUUAUGACAAGUUAUCCGCAGGGUGUCUAUAAUCCUAAAAUGGCCUCGCAUGAUCAUUACCUUUACUCCAAAUCACAAGGAAUUGUGAAUGAUAAUCAUGUAUAUCCAUCUGAUGACAUGAACAGAAUGAUGUCUCCACCUUCUUCAUUGGACUAUGAGCAUGCUCAAACAGAUUUUGAGCAUAGAGAAUUUUCAAGACCGAGCAUGCACCCUGUUAGAGACAGGACUGAUCACGCUGAUGGUUCCUAUAUAAACAUGAGAAGGAGCACUGUAUUUGACCAUUCUAAAGCACCUAUGGAGAACCUUGAUACAGGCAGAAUACAACAUGCAUCAAAGCACAAUGUGGAAUAUUUGGGUUCUGCAUAUAACCGUGUCGAAUUCGGACAGGGAGAGUUACAAGAUAAUAGGAAAUCUCAUUUGGGUGUCACACAGGAUCGCCAAAUCCCACAUUUGAGAUCAAAUUAUGGGUUUGGAAGAGAUGCAGGUCCACAGUUUCAAAAGGAAAUAUUGCACGAUCCUCCUAUGCCAACAUAUGAAAUGGAAAUGCAGAGACUUGCUGCCAAGAGGCAAAGGGUGAGGGAAGACCUUGCUAUAUAUGGGCCAUCAGAUACAGCAUUUAAACGGAACUAUGUAAUGGAGGAAGAAAUAAAUAGGCAUGACAGGAAGUACAUCAUGGAGGAGGAUAUAAAUAGGCAUGAUACGAGAAGAAAUAUGGUGUCAAGCAAAUGGAAUGCACCUCAGGAAUUUGUAGAUCUUUAUGAAAGCGGUGAGGAAUGGGUAGAUGAAGAUACAGGUACUUUACAUGUGUCCAGGACUCAGAGUUUUGACCAGAAUGCAUAUAGAAAUGCUAAACGGACAUAUGAUAGGCGAGAUAAUCUUGGAGAUUCUGCAUCUGAAGACUGGUCGUCUUCUCAAGAUUCUUCAGCACAUGCACAAAGGCAUUCAAUUAGACAUUAUAAACCUGGUGAUAAAUAUAUGAAGGGCCAUCCAAGAUCUGGUCCUUUAAGCUGGUAUAACUCACACCACACUGAUAGAAAAAGUGGUGUUCAUAGACAGCAUAGGAUUUGGAAAAGAAAUGAUGAUUAUGGUGAGGAUGCAAAUGUAAUUGAUGAUGACCAGCCAGAACAUUGGGUGAAUCUUGGGGAGGCUGAACCACCUGAGGGCUCAGAGGAAUUCAAGCAACUGGUGGAUGAAGCCUUCUUACUUUUUUCUAAAAGAUUAAAUUUAAACUCAGCAGUUCGAAGAAGAUACAAGGAGCAAGGAAAAGCUGGUAGUUUGUUCUGCAUCGUAUGUGGCAAAAGCUCAUCAAAGGAGUUCAUGGCUGCUCAAAACCUGGUACAACAUGCCUUCAUGUCUCACAAGAUUGGGCUGAGAGCACAACACUUGGGUCUUCACAAAGCAAUAUGCGUUUUGAUGGGGUGGAAUAGUUCUGUGCCUUGUGACACCAUAACUUGUGUUCCUGAGAUCUUGCCUGAUGAAGAAGCUUUUUCUCAGAAAGAGGAUUUGAUGCUCUGGCCUCCGCUUGUUGUCAUCCACAACAUUUCUAUGUCGAACAACAACCCAGAACAACAGAAGGUCAUACCUAUUGAAGGGGUUGAGGAUUUUCUGAGAGGUAAAGGUAUUGUUGGGGGUAAAAUCAAGGUAUGCCUAGGCAAGCCUGCGGACCAAAGUGUUAUGUUGGUAAAGUUUUUGGGAACUUUUACUGGACUCGGAAAUGCAGAGAAGCUUCACAAAUAUUUUGCUGAGAAGAAACAUGGGAGAGAAGAGUUUGAGCAUAAGACAUCCAACAACGGUAACAACAACAGCAAUAGUUGGGAAGAAGAAAAUCAAGGAGGCCAGUUGGAGGAGCAACUUCUAUAUGGGUACCUAGGAAUCGCCGAGGACUUGGACAGGCUUGAUUUUAAUACCAAGAAGUGGAUCAUAAUAAAGAGCAAGAAGGAAAUCCAAGAGCUGGCAAAUGCUCCUGUUAAAACUGAUGAUAAGUCGCUGAAUGAGUAG